AUUCAAGCUCAAAGCGUGUAUCGCGAUUUUUAAGAUUGUGGCGUUUGAGUGGUCAGAGUUAUUCUUUUCAACACUUAUCCGUUCAGUCUGGUCGAGAAGAAUAACAGUAGUGUGAUAAACGUAUCCGCCUAAAACUGCAUCGAGCCAUAAAUAUUGAUUUUGAAGUUACAACUGUCCCGCAAAUGAAGACUCCUCUUUUUCCUGAAUCUGACGAACGUCACUUCAGUACCUUGGAACACUUUUCAUCUGAGUCAAAAAAUAUCUGUAAUUGGGAUAAUUACUUAUCAUUGGUCGAUUGUAAGAAUUUAGAAAAAGACCAGUUGUAUGGUGUACUUACCAUUAGAAAUUGGAUUCUUUCAGCAGACGAUGGUUUUCUUACAAAGAAUUUUCUUGAGUUACGCAAACGUUUACUUCGAAAAAUUCUCGAAAUCAUCUAUUGCUCUGAAGAUGGUGAUAUACCAGUCCCAGUAUCUACGAAAUUGUAUGAAUCCUUGAUAUGGUUGUAUUUCAAAACACCGGAACUAUGGAUACAUCCAUUAAAGUGGAUAGUGUACGCAUUUGUUUACGGUGCUUUUGAUUUUGACAUAACCGAUAAGUCAAUAUCAGAUGAAAGAAUACUAGACGGCAUAGAUAAGUCUACGUAUUCAAAACAAAUCAUAGAGAAUACAUUACGUCUUUUGUCGACUAUCAGUGAAGAUUUUACACCAGCCAAGCUGCCGCAUAGUGUUAAAUGCAUCAUUACACAGGCUAUUCAAUCAGAUGAAAGUUUAGUUCAAAAAAUACUCAUGCAAUUUGUAGGCAGAACACAGCAUGAAGAUGUUUGUGCUUUCGCUAUGCAUACAUGUGGAUUAUGGAUAGCUAGUUUUGUGACGAGUAGUUCAUCAGCUGCCGCUUAUUUACACCUUAUACACACUGUCUAUACCUCAAUGCAUUGUUCAGUGCGCCUGUAUUUAGCUGGAAUUAACUGUCUCAUCAAUAUAUUCGAAUCAGAUGGUGGGGGACUAAAUUCGGUUUGGGAAACGGCUGCUUUACUUGAUUUUCAUAUCUGUCAACUGGUGAAACUUAAGUCCACUCUACAAGAUCUUGUAGAAUUAUAUUCCGUGAAUUUACAAAAAUGUGGAAGAAUGAAUGAGUUGAAAAGUUAUGAACCGUUGGCUAAAACUGCAUUACUAUUUUCAAUAUUUACAGAUAAACAGAUGGAUUAUCUCAUGCAUAAACUUACCCUGUGCUUCAAUAAUAAUAAUAAUGCACAAAAUACUACAGAAACUAUUCGUGAACUAUUCAGCAUGCUAUUGUUAAUCUUUUCAUUGCCUGGCUCAUAUCCAUAUGAUGAAGAUGUCAGUGAUAUAGCCUUACAGAUAUGGUUAAAUGCACAAGAAGUGUCUAUCUCAUCGUCACCGAUGAUGCCAACGACGCUGGCAAGAAAUAACUCCUGCUUGUCGUCAUCUUCUCCUUCCACAUGGACCGCCAUCUCGCCGGCUAACUCUAAUGAUGAUAGUAGUCAAUUCAGUGAUGAUAUAAUCAAACUGAUGCAUAAAGAGUUUAAUCAACUUGCAUUUAAUAAAUCUCGCUAUCCAAAAGACGUUAAUUGUUACCUCAAUGUAUGGAAGUCGGAGGACCGGUGUCGGUGGUUGAAAUUUCGACAAGAGUUAAGCGAAUCUUUUCUUGCUGCAUUUCGAUAUUUAAAUAUAACUGAUUGGUAUACACAUGCCCAGGAUCAAUUCUCUUGGAUUGUAAAUAAUAGUACAAAUGAAGAAUUAUUAGUUAAUUGGCAGGAUAUUGAAGCUCUACUUUUUGUGUUGCUGUCAAUCAGUGAACAAGUCUUAUAUGAAAAUGCAUCUGGUGUGAUGGUGUUCAAAGAAUUUGCCAAGUCUAUAUCAAUUUCUUUGAUAAAAUUUAUGAAUAGAAUUCAACAGUUAAUUGCUUAUUAUGCAAUAAAUGAUACAAUGAGUGAAAAUCGAAUCAUUCAAGGGGGCAGUCAAAUAUACGCUUAUCAUCCACAAUGUUUAAUUUUAUUUAAAACGCUACUAUUAUGCUUUGAAAAGUAUUAUACAAUUGUACUCAGUGUACUGAGAUCAUCAGGACAGAAUGAAUGUCUUGAAUGUCUUCAUGUUAUAGUGAAUAUAUUGAUAUCUACUACUGAAGUAGUUGCUUACAAAGAUGAAGUGAUAAGUCUACGGCAUAGUGCACUUCAAAUUCUACAAACUAUGCUAGAGCAUAAAUCUCCCUUCUCUUUACAAUCAUCCAUAAGUUUAAUUGCCUCUGCAUUAGAACACUUGUACAGUCGAUCACGUCCACUGGAUCCAACAAGUUGUAAUUUAUUGUUUUAUUGUACUGGACUAUUAUUACGAUCACCGGAAAAUGCACCAUCUACAUUAUUGUCAUUACGAAAUAUUAUAUCAGAUCAUUUACAAUAUUUUGUAGAAUUAUGCACUCCAGGACAGAGUUCUACUGAAUUACGUCAAUUUUGUGUAUCAACAAGCGCGAAAUCGCCUCGUAGAGAAAAUUCCACUUUGGAUAAAUUUGAGCAUAUUGCAACUGUGAUGAAAAUCUUCACUCAAAUGUUUCGUGGUUAUACUGCUGUCGGAAAUGAGAUAACACAUAAACCAGUCCAUGGUGAGAUGUUAUCGAUUUUAAACAAAAUAUAUUUUUAUUCGAAAAACUCUCUGGAAAUAGCGUGUCCUCAUAUUCCUAAAUAUUUCAAACAGUACCACAAACUACUACGCAUGACUUUACGUAUAUUCACACAAGUCUAUGAAUCCGGUGAUAUUGAAGGGAUUAAAACUGUGACUAGUGAAUUAGUUCAAUGCAUUUUAAUGACAUUUAAUUAUCUAUUAAAUAAUUAUAAUGAUAUAUUCAAUGAUUCAGUAUUAAAAGCAGUUCAAUGCUUUCUUGAAUGGUUAUUCAAUAAUUAUCGGGAGAAUACAAUUGGUCAAGGUGUAUUAUUUCUAUACUAUGCUUACAGUUUACUAACACUUUUCUAUGAAAAAUUGGACGAAUUUCUAUGCAAACAAGCUAAACUAAUGGAUAACAAGGAUGUUUUACUAUUCAAUGUUUCAAUUGGCUAUACACCGGCCGAUUGUAUUCAUCAUCCGAUAUCACCUGUAAUCAUGGGAUUCACUGCCCAGUUGAUAACUAGUGAAAUUGAAGCCGUAAGCCGAUUUCUACGUGGUAUCAUCAGUUUUGAUUUUCGUAAGGAAGCUGCUGCUGCACCAUACUGUAAAAAUGUCUUUGACCUGAUUCACCAAAAUAUUGAUGUAGAAAAGGCUAUGAAAUUCUUGGAUAUAACAAUGACAUUAGCAUUCAGUGGGAUCAGUGUACCUGAAUGGACAACAGUGGAAUCAUGUCUACGCUUAGUAUGUGAUCUGUUAGCUAUAUUGAACAGGAAAAUCGAUAUUGGUGAAGUGCAUAUUUCACAUCGUUAUACAAUAAGUGAUCAAUUCUUAUUUGAAAUUAAUGCAUGCUUAUUACUUGUAUUGGCUAAGGGUGGUCUCCCACAACGACUAGCAACAAAAUAUGCUGAAUUGUAUGCCUCCCUAGCGAAAUUAUCACCAGACAGACAAUUUGCCCUACUCAAUCACAUUCUGGUGGCAGACAGUACUACUACUACUACUACUACCAUCAACUGUGAGGGGCAAAUUCCUCAUUGUAGUAAACUUAUUGAAAUUGUCAGACAAUCUAUUCCACAGAGUAUUAAUAUUGGAGAAAGAAAAAGCUUCAUCACUACUGUGUCAAGACCAUCGAUGCCUAUGCAGAGAAUUCGACAGAGUAUAUCCACCUUUGUGCAUUUAUUAUCUCAGAGAAAAUAAGAAGUGAAAGAGAAGAGAAGGAUUCAGAUGUGCCUUAUUUUUUUAUUAUCCCAU
Trichobilharzia szidati is the source of this 3863-nucleotide messenger RNA. The record is from the annotation of a GenBank genome assembly. NCBI's taxonomy places the organism in Eukaryota, Metazoa, Platyhelminthes, Trematoda, Strigeidida, Schistosomatidae.